Messenger RNA from Entelurus aequoreus (snake pipefish), 1276 nucleotides. Its product is annotated as inward rectifier potassium channel 16-like. Gene Ontology annotation, biological process: regulation of monoatomic ion transmembrane transport; potassium ion import across plasma membrane. The transcript has a single exon. Bases 1 to 1173 code for a protein of 390 amino acids. Lineage: Eukaryota; Metazoa; Chordata; Actinopteri; Syngnathiformes; Syngnathidae. Gene Ontology annotation, molecular function: inward rectifier potassium channel activity. The record is from RefSeq and is a predicted model, not a curated record. Gene Ontology annotation, cellular component: plasma membrane.
AUGAGCAGCGACAGGCCGGACGGGGUCGGCGUCGACACUUUCUCCACCACCGUCCACACGGUGGGCGUGGACCAUGGCGGCGUGGACCAUGGCGGCGUGGACCACGACGGCGUGGACCACGGCGGCGUGGACCACGACGGCGGACGCCUGCGCUUCAUGCAGAAGGACGGCCGGUUCCCGGUGGUCUUCCACAAGGUGCCCAGGGACUGGAGCCCCUACUUGACGGACAUCUUCACCACUCUGGUGGAGAUCCGCUGGAGGGUGAUGCUCCUGGUCUUCUCCCUGUCCUACAUCGUCUCCUGGCUCUUUUUCGGCCUGUGCUACUGGCUGAUCGCGUGGAUACACGGCGACGACGACCAGGCGGCCGGCGACCCCUGCGUGGUGAACGUCUACGAUUUCACCUCGGCGUUUCUUUUCUCCAUGGAGACCCAGGCGACCAUCGGUUACGGUUCCAGGGGCAUGACGGAGACCUGCGUGGGGGCGGUCGUCGUGGUGACGGCUCAGGACGUCUUCAGCUGCCUGCUGGACACGGUCGUCAUCGGCAUCGUCGUCGCCAAAAUGGCGUCGGCUCGUAAGAGGGCUCAGACGGUCGGCUUCAGCAGGUUGGCGGUGGUCAACCUGCGGGACGGCGUGCUGUGCCUGUCCUGGCGCAUCGGGGACUUCAGGGGUAAUCACAUCUUGGAAGGUGUCGCCCGGGCUCAGCUGGUGCGAUACUCCAAACAAUCUCAAGGACCCGUGGUGAUAUCGUAUCAGGACCUGGACAUCCAUAACCGUGAUUUGGUCCUCGCCACGCCCGCCACGGUUUUGCACAAGCUCCACCCAAGCAGCCCGCUUUACACCCUGACCCCUGACGACCUCUCAGGGGAGGACUUUGAGCUGGUGGUGUCCUUCACCUACACGGGCGACUCCACGGGCAUGCUCCAUCAGACGCGGACCUCCUACACGCCGGCGGACAUUCACUGGGGACAACGUUUCCAGGACAUGCUGAAAGUGGGGAGUAAGCACUACAAGGUGGACUACGCCCUAUUUAACGAGACCACCUGGGUGACGACCCCCUCGCUCAGCGCGGCGCAGUACGACAGGGGGAGGAGUCAGCCGGGCCUCUCGCCCGCCACGCUGGUCAAGAGGGAGCGCCGCUAUACAGAAGAGGUGACCCAGCAAACACACUUCUAGUUAACAUGUGAAUGUAAAUAUAUUUAUUAUAUAUUGUUAUGCUCGGAAUUGUCGAAAUGAAUUGUACAAGUGUAACUUUAAUGCAAUAAAAGUACUUUUCUAU